AUGGAUUCAUCAUCGGCACCAGCCUUAUCAUCAUCGGAUAAUGUUGUUGUGUUUGGCAAAGUUGCAGUUCCACCAGUUUCUUCCCAACUCAAUACUCCCCCUUCUUUUCAAACAGCAGAGCAAGAAUUUUCCAACACCUAUGACCUUAUUUUGGGUACUUCACUCAUUGCCUCUUUUUCAUUAUAUCGGGUGUUUAAUUUUCUCUUCCGAGCUGUGAGUUAUCAAAUCGUAUUAGAACCUACCGAAUUAGAGAAGAGUAAAGCUCCCAAUAAUCAUAUAGAAGGAUUUUCAAAAUUAUAUCGGAUUGAAGGAGUGAGUGGAUUCUUUAGAGGAUUUGUUGCACGAAUGUUGAAGAAGUGGGUUCACUCCUAUGUACUUCGUAAUGUAUUGGUUUCAUUGGAUUUGAGAAGAGAAUUUCUAGUUGCAAAACGUGGAGAUUUAGCCACACAGAGAAGUAUUCCGACCUAUCAAUUAAUUUAUCAUGGAGCUUCAUUGGUUACGGACAUCUUUUCGUAUCCUUUUGAUACAGUAUUUGUGAGAAUGCAAGCUCCUCACUCUCAUCGAUUGUCUCAUCCCGAUUUGAGAGACCCUAAUGGUUCCAUGGAUUGCAUGAAUAGAAUUAUUAGAAGAGAAGGUUUUCGUGCCUUAUAUCGUGGAUGGUAUUUGAAAAUUCUUCAGAGAUUGAUUCGAGUGACUACAUUGGUCGGUUCUUAUCGUUCCAUGAAAUAUUUCUUUGGACUAUUUGGAUUGGGAGAUGAAGGUGUAGCAGACGGCUCCGAUCAAACAGAAGAAAUUUUGGAUUCUUUCAUGUUUAUUGUGGCUGAAUUAUUCUCGAGAUUUACUGUUCAACCAUUGAAAAUUCUGAGACGUCAAUUACAAUAUGGUGUCUUGUCUGAGGAUAAAAAGGCUGUUGAGCGAUUGAACAUUGUUUCAUGUGCUCAAGAAAUUUAUGAGAAAGAGGGUUGGCUUGGUUUUUAUAAGGGAACUUUUUGGCAAUAUUCGCUAGGAUCUUUGUUUUCAUUAAAGCAAAAAAUCAGCAAUUAA
Naegleria lovaniensis is the source of this 1044-nucleotide messenger RNA. RefSeq lists its product as uncharacterized. The coding region runs from base 1 to 1044 and encodes 347 amino acids. The record is from RefSeq and is a predicted model, not a curated record. Lineage: Eukaryota; Heterolobosea; Eutetramitea; Acrasida; Naegleriidae. The transcript has a single exon.